This is a messenger RNA of Peniophora sp. CBMAI 1063, 1074 nucleotides long. The record is from the annotation of a GenBank genome assembly. NCBI's taxonomy places the organism in Eukaryota, Fungi, Basidiomycota, Agaricomycetes, Russulales, Peniophoraceae.
AUGACGCCAGUCGACGAACGGAUGUGGUCGGACCGGAGCCCGUCGACGAGCAGCGACAACGCCACUCCGCCCAUGCACGCAUCCCAGUCUGAGAACGAGAGCGAAGGCCACACUUUGAAACUCGGCCCUGCCGCUCCCAUGCGAACUUCUCCGGGCCAGGCAGACAGCAUGCUCGUAAACUCGCCCGCCCAUGGGCGACGCCCUUCUCUCAGUGGUCCGCUCAAACUCAAGCGGCUCCAGGCCCUGGCUCGCAAUGACAGUGCCCCAGACGAGUCCGAAGUCAAGUCCGAGGCUCAGUUCCAGCGCCUCGUCGCUUCCUUCGCUGCUCUCCCCACACAACCUCAGACUCCUGCCGUCCGCGACCGAGGACGGUAUCCAGAGGAAGCCGCGGACCAGGACGAUCCCAGCGGUGACCCCAGCGACGGUGACGACGAGCUGGAACCGGAACAAGAUGAUUAUCCGCCGUUUGCCUUUGCCGAGCCUCGUAGCGCCCCUAUCGCCAUCGUUAACCCGCGGACGCCCGGAGCUAGCGUAAGUGGAAGCGUGAACGGAGACGACAGUCCAGGUGGUGGCGUCACUGCCAUGGACAUUGACACGAUCCCCAACUCGCUCAGCGAAAGUCCGAGCGUGUCCAUAGCAUCCUUGCGAAGCACGGAACUGCAUCAAUGGAGGUACACGCCACCGCCCACGGCCACUACUGUCGUCCGCACGAACAAGCGGAAAUACGACGAGCGCUUUGACCCGUACCCUGCAUCAAAGAGGCGCGCUGUCUCACCUUCGGUCUCCUCGCUGCAUGGCGGGCACACCUCUCUAUCGCCUAUCUACAUCCCCCGGCCACGGCCGGUGCCGGUGCCCGCUUCGCUGCCAUCCUCACCUACGGUCUCCCAUUCACAUUCGAGUUCCAUCAGGCUGAACAGUAGCGUGGCGAGCAGUCCCACGAUGCGCGCCAGCAUGGGCCUGGCUAGCCCUAUCACGAGGCCGAUCAGGCUGAAUAGCGUUAGCAGGACGCGGCCCGACGAAGAGCGCGAGGUGAACGGCGCUGGUGACGGGGUUGGAGGCUUGACGUUGGAGUAG